GUUGGUUUCAUCCUGCCCUACUUAGUGUCUUGACGCCGCCGGCUCUGACUGAAUCUGACAUUUUCAUUUUUGUUUUGUUUUUUUCUGUGCGAAUAUGCCUCCUCCGGCAGAGGACGCCAUCCGCGCCGUCUCCGUGCUGGCCACGCAGCUCGGCAACCAGAUCUCAGUGCUGAUGCUGAACUACAUUAGCACUUCCAAAGACCUCCCCAGCGAGUUCGGCGCACUCUCGCACACGUUCCUCGACACCUGUCGCACGCUAUGGGCGAUUGAGACCGGCGUCAGCGAGCUGGCAGCCGCCAACCGCGCCCUGCCAGAGGUCAUCAUCAACGAAGUCGAGAAGAAAUUCGCCGCUGCAUACGCCGACUUCCAAUCGCUCGAGAAGCUCAUUGGGAAGCUCAACCACUACGAGCACCGCGGGACGUGGGGGAAGCUGCAGCGCGGUUUGCACCGACCGAGCCACGAGCUGCACCGCAUCCACGACUCGCUUAAGAAGACUAACGAGGCCCUCCAGAUCAGCGGCAUGGCCUUCCAUUGGACUCUGUCCCAGGGAGACUCUCUGGAGGAGUCGUUGGGUGGAGGGUACGCCAGCCUGGCUGCUGCGCUCGACCGCAUUGGUAAAGGCCGGUCAACUGAGACCGUCGACAGGAGGAAUACCCCUAAUCCUGAUCGCUCGCUGCCUUCUGACCAUUCGCAGCGGUCGUCGUCGCCCUCGGUGCCUCCAAAGGACGUCCCCUCUGCCCCGAGUCGACACGGCCAGAACCCGUCGAUCGAGCACAAGCCGUCUAUGGAGCAGAGGCAGGCUCCCCCAGACGACGAUGAGACGAUUACCGACGACAUGUCUUCGAUCCUAUCGCUCAACGGUUUCCUUGUCUCCCAGCCCGAUCGCGAGCCCGUACGAACCUCCUCUCUCCCUCAGCGCGGCCCCCCACCGGCCAGAAUCGGUCCUACAACGGCGUCAAUUGCGGAGGUAUACAGCAGACACACCAGCGAGGUGCCCAGCCAGGCCAGUAGGCUUGCCAAACCGCAGCCUGACACGCCUGCGCGGUAUUUGAAUGUGGCUGUGAGCCAGCAGAACACGGAGAGCAUGCGCCAGCUGCUGGCUCAGGGUGCAGACCCGAACCAGCAGACGAGCAGUGGCACGACGCUGCUGAUCCAGGCCAUCCGCGAGCGCACGCCAGCUACCGUGCUGAACAUCCUGCUGGACGGCGGCGCUGAUGCAGACCGUAAAGACAACUACGGCAAGACGGCGCUGUCCGAAGCGGUGCAGAGCAACCAGCCCGACAGCGUGGCCGCCCUGCUCGACCACGGCGCAAGCCCUAACUUGCCGGGCCCCGAGCACGCCCUCUGGCCUGCAGUCUAUCGCCCCAACUGUCUGCGCAUCCUGCUCGCUCGCGGCGCAGACAUCACCAAGACCCCCGGUCUAAUGGAGCAGGCCACCAGCGUCAACAGCAUCGACGCCGUCCGCGUGUUGCUCCAGGCAGGCAUCGACCCAAACUGCAAGAAAGACGGCAUCUACACGCCCCUCUGCUCCGCCAUCCGCGACGACCGCCCAGACAUCAUCUCCCUCCUGCUCUCCCACAAGGCAGACCCAAACCUCAAGGCCUCCGAAUACCCAGCCUGGAAAUGCAUCACCCACAACCGCAUCCACUUCCUCCCCGACCUCCUCGCCGCCGGCGCAGACCUACACUCUCCCCCGGGUAUCGCCGAGUGCGCCGUCUCCCACAACAACCUCCAAGCCCUAACCUGGCUCCUCCAAACCGGCGGCGUCAAUCCAAACGACCGCACAAAAGCCGGCCACACAGCCCUCACAACCGCCCUCCGCGAUAACCGUCUCGAGAUGCUGCAGUUUCUCCUCGCGCACGGCGCAGACCCUAACCUCCGCGGCCAGGACUGGCCCAUCUACAUGGCCACAAAGUCGCCAUCCCUCCUCAAGCUCCUCCUCCCAAAAGUCACCAACCUAGCCUCCCAUAAAGGCGUCGUCGAGCGCGCCGUACACGCCAACCAACUCGACAGCGUCAAACUGCUCCUAGACGCCGGCGCCUCCGCGGAGUGGAAGAACGGUGGCGUCUUCUCCCCUCUCACUACGGCGCUGCGGGAGAAACAUAACCACAUUGUACACUUCCUCCUUGAACCUGAUACCAACACCAACACCAAGGACGGUAAGGACGGAAGUAGGUGCAGGGCAGACCCCAACGCCCCCGGCGAGCAUCUCCCGCUGGUAAAAGCCAUCCGCCGCUGCGAUGACGGGGACUUCUCCAUGAUCUCGCUGCUUCUUAGUAAAGGCGCGGACCCGAAUAAGAGCUACCGCGGCUGGAACGCGAUCAUGCAGGCGAUUGAGAACCGGGAUCUGCCAUUGUUGCAGCUGUUGGUUGAGAAGGGGGGGAAGGUGGAUUUUACCCAGAAGGAUGAGACGGGCAGGACGGUGUUGGAGAUGGUGGAAGGGGAUGGGUGGGAGGAGGGGAGGGAGGUUGUUAUGGCUGGACGGACUUGAUAUACCACUCUAUCUUAUGUAUGUAUGUACUAGUAGGCUGUCGCUGGUUGAUGGUCUGCCGUUCUUUCCUUGAUGGAGACUAAUUUCCUUAAUGUUUAUGUUUGAUGUCGUGAUGUUAUAAAGUUGGUAAAGGUUACUUACCCUAAUAAGCACCGAGUUUAUGGUAGAAAGUAGAUAAGCUAGGAGACGGAAACCGG
Aspergillus versicolor CBS 583.65 is the source of this 2688-nucleotide messenger RNA. RefSeq lists its product as uncharacterized. Gene Ontology annotation, molecular function: protein binding. Bases 95 to 2491 code for a protein of 798 amino acids. Gene Ontology annotation, cellular component: cytoplasm; nucleus. The transcript has a single exon. The record is from RefSeq and is a predicted model, not a curated record. NCBI's taxonomy places the organism in Eukaryota, Fungi, Ascomycota, Eurotiomycetes, Eurotiales, Aspergillaceae.